AUGGAUAAUGAGCAACAGUCAGUAAGUAGUGAUACCGAGUUGGAAAGUGGGACACAAAGUAAUGUUAGUGAUGUAGUUCAGGAAGUACAAUAUGAAAAUCUGGGGGCAGAAGGGCAAGAAAUGUUGCCAUUGCCACCCAGUGAUUCAGUUGAUAGCGGAAACACUGUGCCAUCCGCAAGCACUGGACACAGACCAGAGAGUGAUGAGGUGUCAGAAGUGCAAUCAUUAAGAGUUAUGUUCGAGCGCAUGCUCAAUUUCCAAGCUGAAUUUGUACGUGUGCAAGCAGAGCGUGAUAGAGAACGUGAUGCUAAACAAGCAGAACGCGAUAGAGAACGUGAUGCUGAACAAGCAGAGCGUGACCAGAGAUUGGUAGCUGAAUUUGCCAAACAAGCAGAGCGCGAUAGAGAACGUGAUGCUAAACAAGCAGAGCGUGACCGACGCCUGCAUGAGAGGGACUUGCAGUUGAUGCAAACUUUAGAAGUUAUGCAAAGUGAGAUUGUUAGUUUGAAACAAAAAUAUGAAACCAUACCCAAAACGGUGCAAGAAUUAAGCGAAAGAGUAGAUAGUGUUCAAGUGGCUAACGCCAAUAUAGUAGAGGAAAUCAGUGUCCUGACUAAUAGGGUCGAACAACUAGAAAUUGACACAACUCAAGUAAUUGAGAACAAAGUGAUCGAACAAGUGCACAAAGUAGAAAAUGAAGUCAUAAAAGAAAUAGAUCAGAAAGUGCACGCCGCAAUUGAGGCCAGAGAUGUGGGCUCAAGUGCGGAUGUGCAAAAUCUAAAAAGGAUAGUGCACAAAGACAUUCCGCUGUGGCAGCGGAGUGUGGACCGUCGUCUUGCCGAGAUGGAGCUUAGCUUGCGGCAUGACGAGGCACGGGCGUAUGUCACGCCAGCCAGGUCCAACAAUGAUAGGCAUAUAAAUACUACAGUAAAAAAUUGCGACUGCGAGACAGAACAGGCAACCAAUGAGGACGUUAAGGCAGCCUCUGAACAGGCUAGAAGUAACGGAAAUGGUUAUAGAAAUGGUAGAAAUAACACGCCUCCACCAAGUAAUGGAAACGGCGGAGGUAAUAAUAGGAGACAGGAGUAUGCACAAAACGGAAAUAGAGGUAGAGACCGGAACGGCAAUAGUCCGCCGGUGAAUAAUGACCGGAAAAGGAGGUUCGAUGACCGGUAUGAGACAGGCCCACCAAGCAAUAAUAGAUGGAAAAAUGCCAGGGGGCCGAGCAACACUAAUACUUAUAAUGAUGCAAACCGAACUUGGCCGCAGAACCAGAGGCCCAGUCCGGACCGGCAAAACAGAUAG
Schistocerca piceifrons (Central American locust) is the source of this 1305-nucleotide messenger RNA. RefSeq lists its product as uncharacterized. The record is from RefSeq and is a predicted model, not a curated record. NCBI's taxonomy places the organism in Eukaryota, Metazoa, Arthropoda, Insecta, Orthoptera, Acrididae. The transcript has 3 exons. Bases 1 to 1305 code for a protein of 434 amino acids.